Messenger RNA from Lytechinus pictus (painted urchin), 3626 nucleotides. RefSeq names its product testis-expressed protein 26-like. NCBI's taxonomy places the organism in Eukaryota, Metazoa, Echinodermata, Echinoidea, Temnopleuroida, Toxopneustidae. Gene Ontology annotation, cellular component: cytoplasm. The transcript is spliced from 8 exons. Bases 412 to 1623 code for a protein of 403 amino acids. The record is from RefSeq and is a predicted model, not a curated record.
ACAUUGUGAACCACUUUUAUGGGAGAUUAAGUGGCUAGCAACGGCACCGGCUUCUGUUAGCAACGGGUCGAUCGAGCGGGCGAACCGUGAAAAGGUAUACAACAGCGACAAUAAAGACUAUCUGUCCCAUGGAGCGAAAAUCGUGCUGUGUUUGGAACAUACGAGGAUUAUGGCUUUCUACACUCGAUUUACCACAAUAUAGCUCGCAAGAUUAGGCGUAAUCUUAUAAAAAGCUAGGUAAUUCCACCUAAAUGGCCUAAGCUGAAUUUUAUAUCUGAAACGAGGAGAGCGGGGAUCAGCUGCAAUACUGAGGUAUCAAAUAUAUAAGCAAAAAGUUAUUAUUUGGACGAUUGUCUUUAGCGACUGCAGAUUAAUUAUCUAGGAAAGUUGAUCGGAAUAUCAGCGUUUAUCAUGGCGAAUGAUUUAUCAAGAUCGUUCAAUGGGAGCUGGCAGCCUACCGCUACAAGACCGGAUAGCGUGACACCUACCAGAGAAUAUGUAACAGAGAUCAAUGAGCAGAUGCCUAACAGUGACUUCGUCUCCGACCUGGCUCAGUUCUACCCUCACGCCAGCGACAGCGACAAGCAGCGGUGUCUGGAGCUCCUCGCAUCCAUGACCAUCACCGAUCGGAUGACACACCGCGUUGCCAGGGAAACCGAAAAGAAGAAGAUACUUCAGAGACCGAAAACAGCUAUCGGAUCGUACGGGCGGCCUGGGACACCGGGAGCAAGGGUAAAAAAGACGAUGACGUCAUACAGGAGAGAUUAUCCUGCGAAACCUUUUACUCAUCAUCCAAAUGCAAGACCGGGCACGACAGACACCGCCUACCGGACAUCGUUUGACCCCCGAGGACCACUAGGAAUGACCCAUUACAACGAUGUCCACAACGCCAAGGGGUAUAACAAAGCAGAACCCUACCUCAGGACAGGAUCGUCAUCUGGAGCACGGAAGAACAACCCACACCCUUUCGAGUCUUUCAUGGUUUGGAAGUUGCCAAAGGACGCCCUCAGCGACCAUGAGCAGCUUUAUCCCCAUCCCCUGACAGAUCAGAUGAUGGAAGAGAUCAUGAGAGAUAAGUGCCUCUCUACCUAUCAGACAGAUUAUCUUGGUAUACCUCAGGGUUAUCAGGUGCGAACUGCUAUGGAGGACUAUGUCGACUGGAGAGAGAAAGUCCCUUAUAGUCAUGAAUCUACCACCAGAGCAAUAUACCAAGCACCAAAGCAGCAUAAAGAUCUAACUAAUAAUACCUCCCGAUUUGGCUGCAAUAGAAAUAUCAAUAGACCAUCAACAGGAAUAGUUCCAAAUACCACUCGUCAUGAGAUGCAUCUCCGUAAAGCAACAAGCUACGAUCAUUUCUACAAUAAACCAUUCAAACCCGGAACAGAGCAACUCAGUAAAGCAUUAGCUAAAGGAAAACUUGACGAGUUCCUACGACUUGCUGAUGAAAAGGAUCGUGAUGCUGUGCAAUCAAUUGUUCGUAAGCUCAAGAAACAACCCGAACCGACAAAGGAAUCACAAGAAGCCGAGGAUCUCCGCCUAUCCGGUCUGUCACCGAACCGGCCAGUAACCGCAAAGCCUAUACCGAGAUUUAGUUGGCGGUCGUCCUGGACCGGGCCCCUGUAAAUUCACAUGAGCGGUUCCCCUCAUCAGUCGGGUAUUUGGGUAACGAAGACUGAUCAAAGGCCGAGUGAGCGUUUCAUCAACAUUUACUAUUUUCCGCUAUCAGCUAGGAAAGUUGCCAUAUUUGAAAACUUUCCGUAAUUUUGAUUGGCGGAGAAGCAAAGUUCCUAUGGUAACUGCCAGAGAAACGGACUUACUAGGACAAGAUAUCCCACAAGUCCUUACAUGAAACGUUCCCUGGGGACCCAACGCGCAUGCACGCACGGGUCUUUGAUCACUGCAAUCUUCAUUUUCCAAACACCCCAUUAUCAGUUUUAUGAAACUAUAUAUCCUUUUAGAGUUUCAUGGCAUGGGUUUUAUUUCCCCUUGACAGAAUAUUGCUGCAUUAUUGUAAUGAUUUUAGUUAUAUGGGCAAUUGUAAGAAUUCAUUUCUAAUAUAUAAAACGUGAAAAAAUAAAUACUUUGGGAUGGGUAAAUGAUUAUUGGCAUGAAAGAACCAAAUGAGUGUGGUGGUCCAUUUUCAAUGAGUCCUAAAUAUUACAAUAUAUACAUUCAGUUUCAUUUAUGUACACUUACACUGUACAUGUAAGUAAAGGAGGACCAACUUAAAAUUAAAAUUUGUUAUAUUUUUUACGUUGAUCUAAAGAGACUGAGGAAAAGCAGUGUUAAAAUAUAUUCCUUAGAAUUUGUAAAGAAUGUAGGCCUACACUUGAAGAUGAAGGAGAUUUUUACAACAAAUGAAAUUAUGAAAUGAAAAAGAAAAGGAAUGAAAAAUCAUAUUUUUAUGAAAUAUAUUUUCCUUUGCAAAAUUUGAACCUUAUUUAAUUUUCUGAAUACGUUAUUAUAGAUGGAAAAUGUAAUUUCUUACAGGUGAUAUAUAAAUGUUAAAUGUAGCGGGGUGAGAAGGUGGAGUUUGAGCUAGAAUACUUACAAAAAGAACAGUGAUAGCAAGUAUAUAAUCUUUAAAAUCUAUAACAAAAUGUUUCUGUAAUAUGUGCCUUAGAUACCGUUAAAUCUGAAGCUAGUCUUGCUGAUGCAUACUUAAUACUAUGAAAAUAGAGGCUGCAUAAUUGAGACGGUAUUUUCUUGUGUGUGUGAAACUAAUUUAAUCAAUCAUUAUAUUCAACAUUUUUAAAGUAUAUUCAUCCAUUUUAGAAAUUAGGUGUAUUUUUGUGUUUAUUGUCAACUCAUCUUGGGUCUUUCAAUGUAAUGAAUAAAUUGCAAAUAAUUGUGAACAAAAUAGACGUAUAGUAUGAGUCUUUGAAUAGCAAUCGAAAGACUACUAGAUGAUUGGUGUGCAAUUUGGAAAAAAAAAGGACUUUCAGCCUAUAUACAUUAACAAAUUUCGAUGUUAAAAGCAGGAGUGAACAUUUUUAUGAAUUAUUGUAGAUAUACAAUGGAAACUAUUUGAAGCAUGUAUGCCUAAUGAUGACUAUCAUCUAUCAUACAAAAAUAAAAGAACCUGUAUCACUCCAGGUAAUAAAAUAAUCAAACAAAACUCUUAAAUUCCUUAUAACAACAUUCUACCAUAUUUCAGUGAAAGAUUAGAUAUUUAUUUUCAUUGAUAGAGAUUGUAAGGUGUCAAGUUAUUGUUAUUAAUUUAAUAAGUAAUUCUGUUUUGGUUUUGAUCACUGGCCUUUCAUGUUUUACAUUAAUUGUAAUAUUAUUGAUUUGACAUCAUCUUCAAAUAAGAUAUUCAUUCCAUGAACAACUAUUGAUUUAAGACUUUUUUUUCAAACAAAUAUUUAUCUUUUCAAGAUCAACAAAGAAUGAUAUAUAUAGUUAUAGUUAACACAUAUCAAUGUUAAACUUCAAAGACUUUAGCAUCCUGUAACUGUAGCGCAUCAUAUUUAUGUGAUAUUUUGGACAUUCGUAGAGUGCAAUGCUUGCAAAUUGAUAUUGUGCUAUAAAGCCACGUGCAUGUGAUUUUGAUGUGAGCUUGUGAAAUAAGAUGUAACAUUAUUUGAUCAAAAUAUGAACUAUUAAAGAUUCUUUCUAAAACUUGA